Messenger RNA from Linum tenue, 207 nucleotides. The record is from the annotation of a GenBank genome assembly. NCBI's taxonomy places the organism in Eukaryota, Viridiplantae, Streptophyta, Magnoliopsida, Malpighiales, Linaceae.
CUGGUACUGUACAGAGACCUACUACUUACUCUUUUCUCUGUGUGUCAGUGUGAGACCGAAGAGCAGAACUUGGCAGUGGAGGAAGGGAAAGAGCAGAAGGGUUUCCCCUUUACUGUUGUAGGUUAAUAAUUACUAAGAGUGAGUGUAUUAUUGAGGCGAGGUGGGAUUGAAGGAGAUGACUAUGAGAGAUGAGAAAUGUAGGAGGAG